CUGUACUAAGAGGUAAGACCGUUUGAGAGAGAGGGACACACGUGCUAAGUGUCUAACAUGAUAACGCUCAUCCCAGCUGCCCCUCUCUCUUAAACUUUUCUGCAUCUGAAAUGUACGCUUUGCGAUGGAUUCGCCCAUCCCAUAGGGAUAAGUGUGGUGAUUGAGUCGCUAGUGAAUAUUGCACAUAGUUGAAAAUAGCGGCAACUGUAUGAAGAAUUAAACUCAGUGAUUUAAUAAAUUUUGCAAUGGCUGAAAAUAAAAAAUCUGCUGUAUUUGUUUGCCUAGGAAAUAUCUGCCGUUCACCCAUGGCAGAGGCAGUGUUUGCUCACCUUGUAAGAGAAAGGAAUUUAUCUGAUAAGUGGUUAAUUGAUAGUGCUGCUACAUCGGACUAUCAUACAGGGGAGAAUCCAGACUCGAGAGCGCAGAGUGUUAUGGAAAGCCAUUCUAUUCAUAUGAAUCAUAGAGCACGCCCUCUCACUGCCAAUGAUUUUAGAAAGUUUGAUUUUAUUUUUGGUAUGGACCAAAGCAAUAUACGGGAUAUAAAACGCCAAGCUCCAAAGAAUUGUAAAGCAAAAAUUCUAUUAUUAGGUGAUUAUGACCCUGAAGGUCCAUGUAUCAUCGAAGAUCCUUAUUAUAUGCUUCCUCAGAUGGGUUAAAGGCUAGGGAAGUUAUCUGAGAACUCUUAAUGUUCGAGCAUACAUCUGCCAAGUAGGGUUAUAAUUUGUAUAUUAACAUUUUUAGAACAGGUUGUAUUAGCAAUAUUUCAGGGGAUACUUCAAAUACAGAAGGAAUAGUUAUAAGGAAUUUUUCGGAUCUUUGUAAGAGAGGCGAGGGUUGUCAUGGCACUGGAAGAACCAAGAAAACUGGAAAAAUAUUGGGAGUUCAAAAAUCAUCUAAAAAGCAGGAAAAGUGAAGGGAAAUUUUAAAAUUUCCAUUAAAAACUGGGAAAAUACAGGGAAUUUUAAGCUUUUAAGUACCUUUUUUUUCUUCAUCUAAAAGAUUCUGAUCUCUGAACAUUGCAUAAAUGAAAGGUAGUAUCCAUAGCACCAAAAAUGCAAUGGCUCUGUAAUCACGGAAACUCGUCCCUUUUCUAUUUGUUGCCCUUCUUUUCUUUGUGGAUCAGUAUAAUUUAGAUUUCAGCAACAAUUGUUUUCUUUUCACGAGAUUCCUGGAUUGCUGCAACUGAGGAUGUGCUAUGUCUCUGAGAGAAUAGAAUAAAUUUCUUUGUCUGUAAUAGUAAUAUUCAAUCUGCGGGAGCAUCGUUGUGGUGUUUAGCCACACAUGUGUUUAUGGAAUGGUGUAUUUAUUAUUUAAGAAAUUGUGAGCUUAUUCAGAGUAGAUUAAAG
This is a messenger RNA of Argiope bruennichi, 1346 nucleotides long. Its product is annotated as low molecular weight phosphotyrosine protein phosphatase-like. Gene Ontology annotation, molecular function: non-membrane spanning protein tyrosine phosphatase activity; acid phosphatase activity. The transcript is spliced from 5 exons. Gene Ontology annotation, biological process: protein dephosphorylation. NCBI's taxonomy places the organism in Eukaryota, Metazoa, Arthropoda, Arachnida, Araneae, Araneidae. The record is from RefSeq and is a predicted model, not a curated record. Gene Ontology annotation, cellular component: cytoplasm. Bases 246 to 656 code for a protein of 136 amino acids.